AACAUGUAUCAGGAAAGUGUAAAAGGGAUUACAUCCUGAUAAAGGGUUUCUUUAAAACCAUAAAGAAGAUCAUUGUGAUUUUGAUAUGUUAUAUAUUACAUGGAUCACAUUGUGGUAAACCACACUACACUAUCACAUCCAUUGGAAUUAAUGUUGGUGGAGAUAUUUGAUAUUUGUAAUUAUGAGGGGUUUGGCGUUGCUAGUGGUAUAAUGACCACAUAGUUCAGUAUUGAUAUUUUCAUUGAAUGGAAUUUUGUGCUAUGAUUUUGAUUUAUAUUUGUGGCCAUUAACUUUAUAUUUGUUAUAUUUGACUCAAGAGUCAUUUUUUAAAUUAUGGUUUUCAAAAUUUUAAAAUCAGUUAGUGCUGCCCAAGUGAGAAAAUGUUAGAAAAUUUAUGUGGGUUUUCGUUAAUUGUAUUUGGUAUUCAAAAUUAGGUUGAAUGAAAACCUGGUAAAUCCUAAUAAAGUUAUGUGAUCUAAGUGGGUUUAAGUUUUAUCUUAGUUUUAAUAUGGUGUGAUGUGAAUAGAUGUAAGACUGGAAAUUAAAGUGGACUGCUUGCUGGGUACCCAAAAGAUUAUUAUAAUGGAAUGAAAUUAUGAUGAUCCUUGAUGAUUUUUGGGGAACAUACUGAUUAUGGAUAUUAAGGUACACAAUUUAUUUAUUUUGUCAUAUCUUAAUAUUUUAAAUUUUACCCAUGUUGAUUCUUAAAUUCUAGCAAAUUUGUACUCUUUUUUUUUUUUUUUUUUGAGGAGAUCUGUCACUGCUCUCCUAUUUGAGGGUGGAUUUGGGGUUUAGCCAUUUAUGAAUCUCUGAUUCAGUACUGACACUACUUUGCUACUGACAUUUUCUCGAUGAUUUCUAGAUCUCUGCAAGUAGAAUUUUAGGGAAAAAAAAUGAAACAUCCCUAUCCUU
Molecule: messenger RNA, 912 nt
Organism: Rubroshorea leprosula
Lineage: Eukaryota; Viridiplantae; Streptophyta; Magnoliopsida; Malvales; Dipterocarpaceae
Source: the annotation of a GenBank genome assembly